GAAGGCAGUGCUGCUGCUGCUAGGCUCAGGCUCUCACAGCACACACAGUUUGGCUCUUUUUCUCAUCUUUGCACCAUGGUAUGCUUCUGAUUCAUUGAUCAGAGGGUUGAGUCAACGCCCCCACCUCGCAGAACUUCCAGCUGAAGUCUCCAGGGGGGGUGUUGUCAGCUGCUGAGAGGAGGGAGAGGGGCUCAGAGGAGGGAUGGUGCGAUCCUGUAAGGAGACAGCACGUAGGGAGAGUCCUUCUCUUCUCGCCCCUCUGCUGCCUCGGUGACGUUCUCGUUAACAUACUCGGGAUCGGCAGCGUGGGGGGGCUCAGCCACCAGGAAUCAUGUCCCUGUCCAGGAGGAGCCCCCACAGCCGGACCACCAGCAGUGGCAGCAGCAGAAUGAGCUCGGACGGGGGCGGGCGGCCCGUCAAAGUGGGCUCUCUGGUGGAGGUGAUUGGGAAGAGCCAGCACGGGACGGUGGCCUACAUCGGCACCACCCUCUUUGCUUCGGGGAAAUGGGUGGGGGUCAUCCUGGACGAGGCCAAAGGAAAGAACGACGGCACGGUGCAGGGCAAGCGCUACUUCACCUGUGAGGAGAAUCAUGGCAUCUUUGUCCGACAGUCCCAGAUCCAGCUGGUGGACGACACUGCCGACACCACGUCUCCAGAAACUCCUGAGCCCAGCUCCAGCAGGGUCCCCAAAAAAGAGAUCCUGGAGACGACCAAGUCUGCCAAACUGCGAGGAGUGAAGCUCAAAAAGACUCCAGCCCCCCGGAAGACCACAGCCAGGAGGCCCAAGCAGCCCAGCCGGCCCACAGGAGGCACAGGAAGGGGAGCCGCGUCCGGCUCGGCUUCGGCCUCCACCGGGGAGAUGAGCAGCAGCGAGGCCAGCACCCCCGCGCAGACCCCCCUGGUGGCUCCGCUUAUCCCCACCCUGCACUCUCCAGGAAAUGCAGCGGCCCCGCCCAGCAAGGAGGAAGAGACCCUGCGAGCUCAGGUGAAGGACCUGGAGGAGAAGCUGGAGACACUGAAGAUGAAGCGGACCGAGGACAAGGCCAAGCUGAAGGAGCUGGAGAAGCACAAGAUUCAGCUGGAGCAGCUGCAGGAGUGGAAGACCAAGAUGCAGGAGCAGCAGGCCGAGCUGCAGAAACAGCUGAAGGAGGCCAAGAGGGAGGCCAAAGAAGCUCUCGAGGCCAAAGAACGCUACACUGAGGAGAUGUCCGACACUGCGGACGCCAUCGAGAUGGCCACACUGGACAAGGAGAUGGCAGAGGAGAGGGCGGAGUCUCUGCAGCUAGAGGUGGACUCCCUAAAGGAGCGGGUGGAGGAGCUCACGAUGGACCUGGAGAUCCUGAAACAUGAAAUCGAGGAGAAAGGCUCGGAUGGAGCAGCCUCCAGUUUCCACGUCAAGCAGCUGGAGGAGCAAAACGGCCGGCUGAAGGAAGCUCUGGUCAGGAUGCGGGACCUGUCUGCCUCAGAGAAGCAGGAGCACGUCAAGCUGCAGAGACAGAUGGAGAAGAAGAACGUGGAGCUCGACUCUUUGAGGGGGCAGAAAGAAAAGCUGCAGGAGGAGAUGAGUGCAGCCGAGAAGACCAUUGAUGAGCUGAAGGAGCAGGUGGAUGCAGCUUUGGGUGCUGAGGAGAUGGUAGAGACACUGACUGAGAGGAACCUGGACCUGGAGGAGAAGGUCAGGGAGCUGAGGGAGACGGUGACCGACCUGGAAGCUAUAAACGAGAUGAACGACGAGCUGCAGGAAAACGCCAGAGAGACGGAGCUGGAGCUCAGAGAGAUGCUGGAUCUGGGCGCGGCUCGGGUCCGGGAGGCGGAGAAACGGGUGGAGGCCGCGCAGGAGACGGUUGCCGAUUACCAGCAGACCAUCAACAAGUACCGUGAGCUCACAGCACACCUUCAGGAGCUGAACCGGGAGCUGACCAGCCAGCAGGAGGCCUCGGCGGAGCUGCAGCAGCAGCCGCCGCCUGACAUGUUUGACUUCAAGAUCAAGUUUGCAGAGACCAAGGCCUACGCAAAGGCCAUUGAGAUGGAGCUGAGGAAGAUGGAGGUGGCUCAGGCCAACAGGCAGGUCUCUCUCCUGACGUCCUUCAUGCCCGAGUCCUUCCUGCGUCAUGGAGGAGAUCACGACUGCAUCCUGGUUCUGCUGCUCAUCCCGAGACUCAUCUGCAAAGCGGAGCUGAUCAGUAAGCAGUCUGAGGAGAAGUUCGAUCUAAGUGAGGGGUGCGUGGAACGGGUUGGCCUCAGAGGGUCUGUUGGGGAGCAGCUGAGUUUUGCUGCAGGUCUGGUCUAUUCUCUGAGUCUGCUGCAGGCCACGCUGCACAAAUACGAGCUGGCUCUGUCUCAGUGCAGCGUGGAUGUCUACAAAAAGGUGGGCUCUCUGUACCCUGAGAUGAGCGUGCACGAGCGCUCCCUGGACUUCCUGAUCGACCUGCUGCACAAAGACCAGCUGGAUGAGACGGUCCACGUGGAGCCGCUCACCAAGGCCAUCAAGUACUACCAGCACCUGUACAGCAUCCACCUGGCAGAUCAGACAGAGGACUGCACCAUGCAGCUGGCCGACCACAUCAGGUUUACUCAGAGCGCCCUGAACUGCAUGGCGGUGGAGGUGGGGCGUCUUCGGGCAUUCCUGCACGCCGGUCAGGAGAAGGCGGACCUAGCUGUGCUGUUGAAGGACCUGGAGACGUCCUGCAGCGACAUCAGGCAGUUCUGCAAGAAGAUUCGCCGCAGGAUGCCAGGAACCGACGCUCCAGGCAUUCCAGCGGCGCUCAGCUUUGGGCCGCCGGUGUCGGACGCGCUCUCGGACUGCAGGAAACACCUGACCUGGGUGGUGGCCGUGCUGCAGGAGGUGGCAGCGGCGGGAGCUCAGAUGAUGUCACCGCUAGGGGAGCAGGAGGGGCUGUCAGCCGUCAAACUGGAGGACGUGGCCUUCAAGGCCACAGAGCAGGUGUACGGAUCUCAGGGCGCCAGCGCCUACGAGUGUCUGCGGCAGUCCUGUAACAUCGUCAUAGCAACCAUGAACAAGAUGGCCACAGCCAUGCAGGAGGGCGAGUACGACUCGGAGAAGCCUCAGAUGAAGAACCCGCCCCCCGUGGAGCUGCAAGCCGCCGCCCUGCGAGCCGAAAUCACGGAUGCAGAGGGACUGGGCCUGAAGCUGGAGGACAGAGAGACGGUCAUCAAGGAGCUGAAGAAGUCUCUGAAGAUCAAAGGGGAGGAGCUAAGCGAGGCGAGCGUCCGUCUCAGCCUCCUGGAAAAGAAGCUGGACAGUUCGUCCAAAGAUGCAGACGAGCGCGUGGAGAAGAUCCAGACUCGACUGGACGAAGCCCAGACUCUGCUGAAGAAGAAGGAAAAGGACUUUGAGGAGACCAUGGACGCCUUACAGGCCGAUAUUGACCAGCUGGAGUCGGAGAAGGCGGAGCUAAAGCAGCGCCUAAACAGCCAGUCCAAGAUGAGCACCGACAUGGGGGGAGGCGGCCCAACGGGAGCGGUUUCCAUGGUAGUAGGGACAGCAGGAGGCAGCCCGGUAUCAGGUGGCCUUCAGGUGAUUGACUCGCCGCUGCUGACUCAGCAGAUCGAAGCUCAACGGCUCUGCAUCAAACAGCUGAAGAACGACAACAACAGGCUGAAGGCGGAAAAGAUUCGCGCUCAGCUCGCCUCCCUGCCCCCGCUGCAUGUCCCCAAGCUGCCCUCCGCAGAUGGCCCUCCCCAUGUGCUCUCCAGCGCCCUCUAUCGCAAGACCGAGCAGCUGCUGGAGACCCUGCUGCAGAUGAGCGCCAACGUGAAGGUGGUGGACGUGACGGGAAAGUGCCCAGUGACCCCUGCUGCUCAGCUGCUGGAGCAGACGGCUCGACUGCAGUCCCUCAGAGACACUUUGGAACGGCUGAAGGACGAGGUGGCAGAACACGUGGUCAACCAACAGCCUGGAGCUCGAGUCCCAUCAGACUUCGCCACCUUCCCCUCUCCCCCCUUCGUGAAGGCCAAAGAGGAAAGGGGGGGAGAGACGGUGCUGGUGGGGCGACUCAUGGUGCCAUGCCCUCGUGGUCAGGAGCAGGUCCACCGCCUGGUCCUGUCCCAGCGGCAGCUGCAGAGGGUCCACAGUCUGCUGCAGGCCUGAGCGCACCAGACCAGGAAGGACACCAGGAGUCUCCGAGAUUAAGUUCUGGAUGAAACGUUGAAGCUCUUCAAAGUUCCUGAAGCCGAUCCUGAUGUUUAGUGUUUCUCUAAAUCCAAAAGUAAUUAUGUGACGCUGUUGCGUCUGCAUUCAGGCAGCACCAGCAUCUGCUCUCAUGCAGCCCCUCCAUCAGCUGUAUGCAUCUGCAUUAGUGCAGCACCUGUGUCUGCAUUCAAGCAGCACCUGCGUCUGCAUUCAUGCAGCGUCUGCAUUCAAGCAGCACCUGUGUCUGCAUUCGAGCAGCGUCUGCAUUCAAGCAGCACCUGCGUCUGCAAUCAAGCAGGGCCUGCGUCUGCAUUCGAGCAGCACCUGCAUCUGCAUUCGAGCAGCACAAACAUCAGCUGUAUGCAGCACCUGCAUCUGUAACAUUGGCUAUAUGCAUCUGCUGCAUCCAUUAAUGCAGCGCUUGCGUCUGCCCAGAUGCAUCUGCUUUGCAGAGAUGUGUUCUUUUUUGACUGCAGUUUACUCUCAUGUGGCUUCAAUAUUUCAGUGAGGCUGAGCCUUUGUGGUAGCAAACGUACUCGCUUAGAAAAAAAAAACACUUCAAAACAACCUGUGAAGGAUUUUAACCCUUUAAUAGCCACUCCGGAGGCAUUAACACGAUAAUAGAAAACAGAUUUUACAUUAUUAAUAUUAUUAUUAGGGGCUGCACUAUGGUGUAGUGGUUAUCACUCUUGCCUCACAGCAAGAAGACCCUGGUUUGAACUCUGACCUUUCUGUGUGCAUGUUCUUCCUGUGCAUGUGUCGGUUUGUCUGGGAACCUUACCGUCUAAAAACAUGCUGCAUAGAUUCACUGAUGAAUCUAAAUUGGUGUGAAUGUGUGUUUGUGUACCCCACCCUCACCCAACAGUAGAUGGGAUAGGCUCCAGCAACCAUGUAAUCCCAAGAGGGAUACGGUCAUUUUAUAAAAAAAUUAAUCUUUAAUCUUUAAAGGAUUAAAAUCCCUAAAAUGGGCUGUUUUUGUAGAAGUUUGAAUAAUUUAUGACAUUAGGAAGUGGGGGUUAAGAGUUAAAGAUGAAGACAAUUAAGCUAUUUUUCAUGUGGUAUAUGUUUACAUGUCAUUAACUUAUAGUUUUAUUUAUUUGCACUGUAGAAGGCUCAGCGCACGAGUGUCCAAAUAAUUUGCAGGAUGUUUGUAAUCUGUGUGUAAUCUGCCACCUUGUCAAUUGUCACACUUCCUGAUCAAUAAACUAAUCAAGCCAAACGAG
This is a messenger RNA of Oryzias melastigma (Indian medaka), 5376 nucleotides long. RefSeq names its product dynactin 1b (gene dctn1b). Gene Ontology annotation, cellular component: kinetochore; axon; microtubule associated complex. The coding region runs from base 332 to 4111 and encodes 1259 amino acids. The record is from RefSeq and is a predicted model, not a curated record. NCBI's taxonomy places the organism in Eukaryota, Metazoa, Chordata, Actinopteri, Beloniformes, Adrianichthyidae. The transcript is spliced from 30 exons. Gene Ontology annotation, biological process: nuclear migration; establishment of mitotic spindle orientation.